CCGACGUCAUUAUCAUUAUAACGUCACAAUAGAAAUCAAAUCGAGAAGACACACGAAGGCCGAGGCGGCGAUGGGCUAAAGUUUCUAAGAAUGCGCGCGCAAAAUUCGAAAAUCAGUUUAGAACUGAUUAAUCAAACGUAUAAUUUCAAUAAGAAUAUUGUGUGAGCAUUGACGAAGUGUUAUUCGAGGAGCAAUGUCUCAGCGAUAUGGGAGAAAAAUAGCUGGAAAGAGAGGCAAAAAAGAUGAAUCCGAAGCGCAUGAUUUUCAGACCUUCGGUGGGUUUAGCAAGAACAGCGAUGAACCAUUUGGAGUACGAGAAGGUGGGGAUGGCCAAGCUUCGCCAGUAAACGAGUGGCCGGAUAUAUCCGAUGAAAGCGAACUCCCCCUGACAAUACACUCAGUUCCGGUUGGUGGGGUUGAUAAAUCGAGGUUUGGAAAUGAGCUUGGAGGCAUAACAGAUAGAAUAGCAAAGCUUUUGCACGAAUACGAAGCAGUCUACGAUGACGAAUCGUCUCAAGGAUUAGUAGGAGCAAGUGUCACCGGUCAGUCAGUCUUACAUCAACUUGUCACGGAGUGA
Molecule: messenger RNA, 577 nt
Organism: Actinia tenebrosa (Australian red waratah sea anemone)
Lineage: Eukaryota; Metazoa; Cnidaria; Anthozoa; Actiniaria; Actiniidae
Source: RefSeq, a predicted model, not a curated record